Molecule: messenger RNA, 165 nt
Organism: Acaromyces ingoldii
Lineage: Eukaryota; Fungi; Basidiomycota; Exobasidiomycetes; Exobasidiales; Cryptobasidiaceae
Exons: 3
Coding region: 1-165 (54 amino acids)
Source: RefSeq, a predicted model, not a curated record
AUGACGGAGAAGCUCUCAGUUGGCGGUGUAUUUACUGGACGAUUGAUUGGUCCUCAAAUUGUGUCGGCCUACAACGUCUUCGAUCUCUUUCUCGUGGAUGCCUGCAUGUUCAUGCUGUUGUCCCAGAGCUACGGUGUAUACACGUCGUCAGCAAUCGCAGCUUAA